UCACAUGGAGGCUAUCAUGGCUCUUCCAACCCCAUGUUGUUUUUGUAUCUCAAAAGUCCACAUUAUGCAACAUAGUAGUAACUAGAUUCUGCUUUGCUUCCAAAGUUAAACUAGAUGAUUGGCCAUGAAUGCUAGUGGUCCAGGAUAUCCAUUAGCUUCUCUCUAUGUGGGCGACUUGCAUCCAGAUGUGACUGAAGCCAUGUUGUUUGAGAAGUUCUCACCUGCUGGACCCAUCAUGUCCAUCAGAGUUUGUCGAGAUGUUGCCACACGACUAUCUCUAGGUUAUGCCUACAUAAAUUUUCAACAGCCUGCUGAUGCUGAACGGGCCUUGGACACCAUGAAUUUUGAAGUCAUAAAAGGUCGACCCAUUCGUAUCAUGUGGUCCCAGCGAGAUCCAGGACUCAGGAAAUCAGGUGUUGGGAACAUCUUCAUCAAGAAUCUGGAUGAUUCCAUUGAUAACAAAGCCUUAUAUGAUACAUUCUCAGCUUUUGGAAAUAUUCUUUCUUGCAAAGUUGUUUGUGAUGAGAAUGGAUCUAGGGGUUAUGGCUUUGUCCAUUUUGAGACUCAUGAGGCAGCAAACAGAGCGAUUGAGACAAUGAAUGGAAUGCUGCUAAAUGAUCGCAAGGUAUUUGUUGGCCACUUUAAGUCCCGCCGAGAGCGUGAAGCAGAAUAUGGAGCCAAAGCAAUGGAAUUCACUAAUGUCUACAUCAAGAACUUUGGAGAUGACAUGACUGAUGAGAGGUUGCAAGAAAUAUUCUCAAAAUUUGGAAAGACCUUGAGUGUCAAAGUCAUGAUGGAUAAUACAGGCCGCUCAAAAGGGUUUGGUUUUGUCAAUUUUGAGAAGCAUCAAGAUGCUCAGAAGGCUGUUGAGCACAUGGAUGGAAGGGAGAUCAAUGGCCGAACGGUGUUUGUUGGCAGAGCUCAAAAGAGGAUUGAGCGACAAAGUGAGCUGAAGCGUAAAUUUGAGCAAAUCAAGCAGGAAAGAAUGAGCCGAUAUCAGGGAGUGAACUUGUAUGUAAAGAACUUGGAUGAUGGGAUUGAUGAUGAGCAGUUGAGGAAAGAAUUCUCACCCUAUGGAACCAUCACAAGUGCCAAGGUGAUGACGGAGGGAGGACACAGCAAAGGUUUUGGGUUUGUAUGUUUUUCUUCCCCAGAAGAAGCAACAAAGGCUGUGACUGAAAUGAAUGGGCGCAUCGUCAGCACUAAGCCUUUGUAUGUUGCCCUUGCCCAACGGAAAGAGGAGAGAAAAGCCAUUCUCACCAACCAAUACAUGCAGAGGCUGGCUACUAUGAGGGCCUUGCCUGGUCCACUCCUAUGCUCUUUCCAGCCUCCUGCGGGCUACUUCCUGCCCUCCAUUCCACAGCCACAGACUAGAACAACUUUCUACGGUCCUAGCCCAGUUGCCCCGGUUCGCCCUGCCCCUCGUUGGAAUACUCAGUCCUCCAGACCUCCUUCGUCCUAUCAUGCAGCCACUCCAAUGGUAAGAACCGGCGGGCCUCCUCGGCGCCUCCUCUCCAACAUCAGCACUAUGAGACAAGCCUCCACUCAGGUUCCCAGAGUACCACCCACUGGCCAGAGAGUGGCCAACAUUGGAACCCAGACUAUUGGUGCAAGGGCGCCCUCUUCUCCAACUUUCUCACGCGGUAUCUCGCAGUACAAGUAUUCGUCAGCCGUGAGGAAUGUCCAGCCCUUGGGCACAGUAACACCUCUGCCAAUGCAACAGGCUGUAGAACCAGUCAUUCAUAUCCAUGGACAGGAGCCACUGACAACAUCCAUGUUGGCUGCAGCCCCUCCUCAAGAACAGAAACAGAUACUUGGUGAACGUCUCUACCCUCUAAUUCAUGCAAGGCACCCCUCCCUGGCUGGGAAGAUUACAGGCAUGCUGUUGGAGAUAGAUAAUUCUGAUCUGCUACUUAUGCUGGAGUCACCAGAAUCCCUUCAGUCUAAGAUCGAGGAAGCGGUAGCUGUGCUUCAAGCCCAUCGGAUCUCUGAAGCAACCCACAAAAGCAGUUCAAUGGCAUUUCUCCCCUGAUGAAGGAAAAAGUGAAAAUGGACAAUCCCCACUGAAGAGAGCGGCAUCAAGGUGGAAAUCUUCAUGCUACCAUAUUUUGUGAAUAUCUGUAUAAACUAGUUGUUCAUGCAAAAAUCUAGCCCUAUCUGAAUUAUUUUUUUUGCAUUGAAUAGCCAUUAUAGUUACUUUUCCCAUACAUAAUCCUAGUAGGCCUGGUAUAUAUGAUAAUGAUGCAGUAGGAAGGUGAAAAUGAAACAAAACAAUUCUCUUGUGUUGAUUUUUUGGAAAUUAAUUUUUCAGUCCUGGUUCUUUUUUAGUAACCUUAAGCUUGAAUCAGUGCUAGGGGCCUGUAAUAAUAUUUUAUUUGUUCCUGCUGUUGAUUCGAUAAAAGAGCUGAAACUUCACUUCACCAACCUUUGUCUCCUUUUCU
This is a messenger RNA of Candoia aspera, 2441 nucleotides long. It is a transcript of the gene PABPC1L, whose product is annotated as poly(A) binding protein cytoplasmic 1 like. The record is from RefSeq and is a predicted model, not a curated record. Gene Ontology annotation, cellular component: cytosol; nucleus; ribonucleoprotein complex. Lineage: Eukaryota; Metazoa; Chordata; Lepidosauria; Squamata; Candoiidae. The transcript is spliced from 15 exons. Gene Ontology annotation, molecular function: poly(A) binding; poly(U) RNA binding; mRNA 3'-UTR binding. The coding region runs from base 125 to 2032 and encodes 635 amino acids.